Molecule: messenger RNA, 4259 nt
Organism: Chara braunii
Lineage: Eukaryota; Viridiplantae; Streptophyta; Charophyceae; Charales; Characeae
Source: the annotation of a GenBank genome assembly
GGAAGUCGAGGAGAUUAUCGACGAACAGGUCCGCGCUUGCUCAACCUUCCUUCCCCCUAUGGACAGAGCCCCGCCUGCUCAACCUCCCUUCCCCUUAUAGCCAGAUCCCCCCCGCCCCCCGCCAAGCCAGCGAUUACUGUGAAACCUCUCACCAAAUCUGCAAAAACAAAAAGAAGGAAAUCUUAUGAUCUGAAGCAUCUAAUCUACAUCAAAUAAAAAAUCAAAUAAGAGGACACAGGGAUAUAAUAAUAAGACAAUUCCAUAAUCGAGGACACCAACAGACAAAACGAUGGACAGGGGAUAUGGAAAAGCUAGUGUAGCAGGCUCCUUAAUCUUCUUCCAGGGGGCCAUGAGACAUACUCUUGGUAGACGGUCCCUCAUCUCCCCAUAUGAACGACCGAUCAACAGGACACUGCCCACAUCUCAAACGUCUGGACUCUGCUCCGCACCCUUGUCUGCGACCACUGAUCAGGCUUCCCGCAGCUUGUCCACGACGACUGAUCAGGCCUCCCAAAGAGAUCAGAUCGAUAAGGAGGCAAGGGCAGGACUAGGGAAGCCAACAACUGGGCAGGACCAAGACAUGGGGGUAGGAGGGGAGAGAGACGAAGCAACCCCCACGCAGGACAAAGCAGAAAGAUCAGACAAAGAGGGGAAAGAAGACGUGGAGAUGAAAGAGGGCGAGGAGGACGAGAUACUAACUGAGGAAGAGAAGAGUGAGAUCACAGGCAAACAAGAGAUUAAUCAGGAAAGGAAAGAAGAGACAUCAGCAAAGGGUGAGGAGAAACCCUCGUGGGCACAGCGGGUGAGGAAUACAAUGCAAGGGAAGACCCUGACCAUAAAACGGUCAGCAGCAGACUGGCAGCGAGGAAUGACAGAGGACUUAAGAGUGCCAUUGAAGAAGCUUUCCUCAGCAAGAGCAUACUUCCUCACCCUCUUCCUCCUCCCCUCUGAAAGCCAGGUGAUGGAUCAAGGAGGACGGAAAACGUUGAUGAGAACGUACCCAAUCGAAAAACUGGAGGAGGGAGACAAGGCAUAUAUAAAGCACACGAGUAAUUGGGUAUUCCAGGGCGAAGUUGCGCAGAAGUCGGAGCGUAAUCUUCUGCUUCUCAGUUUGUUAUUGUCUGCGUCAUUUCUGUCACGUCAGUUUGCUGAAACCAUUGUCACGGUGAGAGCUGAUGGGACAGCAUGCGAUUCGGAAGAUUGCGACCCGGAGGCUCUGAGGAUGGACGGAGACCUGCUCCAUGGAACACUGUUUGUUCAUAUUUAUGAAGCCGCAAAUGUGGAUGCUUUGGUGAAAAUGGCAGAUGAUGGCGGACUAUUCGAUGGGAUUGUGAGCUUCUUUGCCGGCGAUGACAGCGAGUCAAUCGACACGUAUGCAAGCGUGGAAUUGCCGCCGGCCGUUGUGGCCAGGACCAGGAUCAUCAAAGACAAUCCGGCGCCGGCAUGGAACGAGUCGUUUCACAUCAGGGUCGCUCAUCGAGCGAUGGACUUGGUGAUCUCUGUGAUGGACAGCUCGGCAGGCAAGGAUGAACCCCUGGGGACCCUUCGCAUCCCUACCUCGUUGAUAUCGCAGGAGGAGGCAGUGAGUAAUUGGUUCCAUCUGUACAGGAACGACGAACCCACCGACGCGAAGAUUCAUAUAGAGUUGAAGUUCACACCCAUUGCGCAGGAGAAGAAGGAAGCAGGGGUGCCUUGCACAUUCUUUCCGCUGCAUAAGGGUAAUCGCGUAACGCUGUUCCAAGAUGCUCACGUGCCUGACCACUUCGCCCCGCCUGUGCUUCUGGAAAACGACCAGCCGUACGAGCAGCAGCGGCUGUGGGAGCAACUGUACACAUCCAUCUCCAACGCCAAGCAUUUCAUUUACAUUGCCGGAUGGUCCGUUCUGCAUAAGACCGUCUUGGUGCGUGACCAGAGUCGGAUGCUUCCCGGCGCCGAAGGGCUGAGCAUCGGCGACCUGCUGGUGAAGAAGAGCGACGAAGGGGUCCGCGUCCUGCUCUUGGUAUGGGACGACCGGUUCUCCACGCAGUUGAAUCCAGGGGGGGUCAUGGGUACGUCCGAUGCCGAGACUUUCGAUUUCUUCCAGGACACAAGGGUCAAGUGUGUGCUGUCCCGACGCUCACCGGACAGGGAUCUCGACGCCGCUGAGGAGCUGACCAUCUCGACGAUGUUCACGCAUCACCAGAAGCUGGUCGUGGUGGAUGCUCCAGCGACGCAGUCGUCGGUAUCCGAGCUCAGAAGAGUGGAGGCGUACGUCGGCGGCAUCGAUCUGUGUAAUGGGCGCUUCGACACGCCCGAUCAUCAUCUGUUCCGCAAGCUUGCCACGUGGCACAGCGAUGACAUGUACCAGGGCAACCUCAAGUCCGCGUCCCUCGCAAGGGGGGGCCCUAGGGAGCCCUGGCACGAUAUCCAUGCCAAGGUGGAGGGCCCUGCUGCAUGGGACGUCCAUACCAACUUCGAACAGCGAUGGCACAUGCACGUCGAUCAGGCGGAUCACGAAGAUCUGUUCGAUUUCCAGAAGAAUUGGGAUCUCUUCGAGGGCCCCGAGGUAGCCGUAGUGCCGGAAUCCGACCCAGAUGCAUGGAACGUGCAGUUCCUCCGCUCCAUCGACACUGGCUCGGUGGUUGGCUUCCCUGACGAUCCGCAAAUGGCCGCGAAGUUUGGGCUCGUGAGCGGAAAGAACGUGACCAUCGACAGGAGCAUUCAAGACGCCUACGUGCACACCAUUCGCCGAGCGGAGGCGUUCCUCUACAUCGAGAAUCAGUACUUCUUGGGCAGCUCUUUUGCAUGGGCCAAGGACCGCAAGGUGGGUGCCAUUCACACCAUCCCCGUGGAAAUCGCUCUCAAGAUCGCGCAGAAGAUCGACGCUGGGGAACCAUUUGCCGUCUACGCGCUUAUCCCAAUGUGGCCGGAGGGUGUGCCCACCUCUACCUCCCAACAGGAGAUACUCAAAUGGCAGCACAAUACCAUGGAAAUGAUGUACACCAUCAUUGCUGAGGCAAUUCGGGCCAAAGGACUGGAAGCCAAGCCCACCGACUACCUCAACUUCUUCUGCAUUGUGACCAGGGAGACUCCGACGGACGAUGAGCACCAGCCGUCCGAAGCUCUUGAUGAGGAGGAUGUCCACUACAAGAACGCACAACUCCACCGGCGGUUCCCUAUUUAUGUCCACUCGAAGAUGAUGAUUGCGGAUGAUGAGUACGUCAUCGUUGGAUCGGCGAACAUCAAUCAACGGUCCAUGGAUGGAGCACGCGACACCGAAUCUGCUAUUGGAGCUUAUCAGCCAUACUACACCUAUGCACAGCGGUCGGAUCUUCCACGCGGUCGAGUGCACGGCUUCCGUAUGUCCUUGUGGGCGGAGCAUACGGGCGAGAUCGAGGAGGUUUUUCUGUACCCAUCUUCGGAGGAGUGCGUGCGAAGAGUGAGAGAUAUUGCGGAGAACAACUGGCAGACAUUCAUCUCCGAUGAGACCACGGACAUGCGGAGUCAUAUCGUGCCAUACCCAGUUGUGGUGGGGGAGGACGGAAGGGUCACUGCGCUGGAGGGAUUCGAACACUUCCCGGAUACAGAGGCAGAGGCAAAGGUUCUCGGCAAAAAGUCGUCUACGAUGCCUGAUAUCCUCACAACCUAAAUUAUUAGAUAAAUUAUUAUAUAAAAUAAAAUAAAUAAAUAUUAUAUGAUAUACGACAUAUGAGACACUGAUCGGCCUCAUCAGCUGCAGCAUGAGGAGAGACGCCUUAAAAUGCACAGUGCACACCCAUACAGAUCCAGAUUUCCCCAAAAAAAAAAAAAAAAAAAAAAAAAAAAAAAAAUCCAGACAUCUCUCAUGCACACUAAUAGAGCCAAAAUCCGACGACGAGAAAGCGCAAAGGGUCAACGGAGCCGAAAUAAUUUUGGCCUCGCUGCACUACUCUCGAAAUGUGCAAAAGGAGAGUGAAUCUUCCGCUAGAAUAUGGAAAGAUACACGGCCAUGAUUUUUGUCUUUACCUGGGACGCUGGACCCGUUUUCCAGCAGGUGAUGCUCCCCACCAAUAGAUGAGCCCCCCCAGGUGCUAGUGGUGUCUGCUCCUACGAGCAUCACUAAUACUGAUAGGGGUUUUAAAAAAAAAGAAAAAAAAGAAAAAAAAAAGAAAAAAAAAAAAGAGAAAAAGAAGUUCAACCUGAUACCCAUGGAUCGAAGACAGGCCGAUGUAUCUGACCGGUUUUACGUCCAGAUGUGACUUGAAAAUUGAAAUAGUCCUAGUGUGAGUAUGCCCUCAAGU